Torulaspora delbrueckii is the source of this 1461-nucleotide messenger RNA. It is a transcript of the gene GAS4, whose product is annotated as 1,3-beta-glucanosyltransferase. Gene Ontology annotation, molecular function: 1,3-beta-glucanosyltransferase activity. The record is from RefSeq and is a predicted model, not a curated record. NCBI's taxonomy places the organism in Eukaryota, Fungi, Ascomycota, Saccharomycetes, Saccharomycetales, Saccharomycetaceae. The transcript has a single exon. Bases 1 to 1461 code for a protein of 486 amino acids. Gene Ontology annotation, cellular component: cytoplasm; fungal-type cell wall. Gene Ontology annotation, biological process: fungal-type cell wall (1->3)-beta-D-glucan biosynthetic process.
AUGAUCAGACAGAUGACGUUGUCAGUUUUAUUCCUAAUCUUAGGUUUGGCCCAGUUCGCUCGAGGUGACGUCGACCAUAUUGAGGUAAAGGGCAAACAAUUUUUUAAUUCUAGAACCGGCGAACCAUUUUACAUUAGAGGUGUUGAUUACCAACCCGGUGGCUCUUCCGAUGUCAGUGAGAAGAAAGACCCUUUGUCUGACCCAGAAGCGUGUGCUCGUGAUAUUGUGUUGUUUCAAGAACUAGGGAUUAAUACUGUUCGGAUUUAUUCCGUCAAUCCAGACUUGAAUCAUGAUAAAUGUAUGACGAUACUGGCGACAGCGGGAAUAUAUUUGAUCCUAGAUGUGAACUCACCCAUGGAAAAUCAGCAUUUAAAUAGAUAUCAACCAUGGACCACUUAUAAUGAAAUCUAUCUGGAGCACGUACUCAAGGUCGUUGAACAGUUCUCACAUUACGACAAUACAUUGGGAUUUUUUGCUGGUAAUGAGAUUGUAAAUGAUGAGCAGUCGGCUAAGCAUUCGCCGCCUUAUAUCAAGGCAGUUGUCAAGGAUAUGAAAAAAUACAUCAAGAAAAACUCUCCACGGAUAAUACCAGUUGGUUAUUCAGCAGCAGACGAUCUUUUCUACCGAGUUCCUCUAUCUUACUAUCUAGAGUGCUGUGAAGAUCCCGAUGACGACAUCAGUGUCGACUUUUAUGGUGUCAAUUCGUACCAAUGGUGUGGAGUCCAAACAAUGGAAUCCUCGGGUUACGAUGAGCUUGUUGAAGCUUACAAGAAUUUUACCAAACCAGUGUUUUUCUCUGAGUUUGGCUGCAAUGAAGUUCUACCCAGGCAAUUCGAUGAAAUUAAAGCCCUUUACUCGAAGGAUAUGUGCGGUAUCUUCAGCGGAGGUCUGCUAUAUGAAUUUACACAAGGCCCUAACAAUUAUGGGCUUGUCGAUUUGGACUCUGAUGGUAACGUGCGGCUGCUGGACGACUUUACUACACUAAAAAAUCAUUAUAAUACCACCAAGAUGCCCUCUAAGAGUGAUUUGGAACAAGCCAUUACUGCUGACAAUACACUGACUAAACUAGACGAAUCGCAAAGAAACGUGGCAAUCUGUCAGAAGAGUUACGAGAAUUUGAAGAUUGACGGAAAAGUUGCCAGUGGUCUUGCCGACAAUCUCAUCAAGAAAGGUGUGACAGUGGAUCAUGGAAACUAUGUUGACUUGAACGACGACGACUUGACUACAAAAUUUGAAAUAUUAAACGCUAACGGUGACGAAUGGAAGGGUUCAAAGAGUAUUAGAAAGGUCAACCACAUGACUGCCUCCGAAAGAUCGAGAGGCACUAGUGAGAACCCCAAUGGAGGGACGACCGGAGUUGGUUCAAGAGGUAGCAAGAAUCAUGCAGUCAAAAGUUUAUCCGUUCCUUUUAAAAUCAUGCCUAUAGUUUUAGCGCAUAUGCUCUAUCAUUUUUUAGUUUAG